GGGGGCUAACAAAAAGAAAUGAAAGGGUAGGAAAAAAAAUGAAAAAAUUGGGGUCCUCCAGAAUCCAUGAGAGAUGGAACUCUCUUUCAGUUGCAGAACCAGACAAUCAUUUGAUCGCCUCUGUUGUCCUGUUGUCAGUUACCAGAACCUAGACCAUAUCGAAACCUCAAAAGCGGACUGACUUUCUUGCAUUUUUCUAUGUAACGUACGGAACCAUCUCUUAACCUCGUAUCUUUGCGGAAGAUUUUCUUCUACUCGUUGUCCUUUCACACCACUGCAGCCCGCAUAAAAAAUUUCCGAUUCACCAGUGAACUAUUCUAUGAUAAGCAAACAGAAUGGAUAAGCAAGAUCAUAGCCAGCCGCAGGUCAGUGGCAUAGUUGGUGGCAUGCCUCAGCUUUCGUAUGCCACGAAUGUGUACACUGGAAAUCCUGGUCAGGGAUCAUUGGUGACAUCAGUUGUAGCCAGCCAGCCUACUGGUCAAACAACAGGAGUUCAGAUUGGAGAACAACGUGCAUACCAGCAGAUACACCAGCAGCAGCAACAGGAAUUGGAGCAACAACUUCAGUCCUUCUGGGUAAAUCAGCGCCAAGAGAUUGAUAGGCUUACUGAAUUUAAGAAUCAUAGUCUUCCCUUGGCAAGGAUUAAGAAGAUCAUGAAGGCUGAUGAAGAUGUAAGAAUGAUAUCUGCUGAGGCACCAAUUGUCUUUGCCAGGGCCUGUGAGAUGUUCAUCUUGGAACUGACUUUGCGUGCUUGGAAUCACACUGAAGAAAACAAAAGGAGGACGCUUCAAAAGAAUGAUAUUGCUGCAGCAAUUGCAAGAACUGAUGUAUUUGACUUUUUGGUUGAUAUAAUACCAAGGGAAGAUCUGAAAGAUGAAGCGCUCCUAGCAGUGCCUAGAAAUGCAAUGCCGUUAGGGGAAUCUUCUGGUUCUCUGCCUUAUUAUUAUAUGCAACCACAGCAGAUGGCACCGGCAAGGCCUCCUGCUCCUGGACUGCCCAUGAACACGCCUGCUAUUGAUCCUACUCUGUAUGGACAGCAGCCUCACCCCUACAUGGCUCCACAUUUAUGGUCAGAGGCGACCGCACCACAGCAGCCUCAAUCACCUUCUGACUCUUAGUCAGUAAAUAGAAUUAUCAUGGAUUGAUGGAAGUACGAUUUGUUACUUAUAGGUUCUCUACUUACAAUCUAAAGCUCUGUUUCCAACUUGCACUGCCAGCUGAAAAUGGGUCUCGCACUCUGUAUUCAUGGUUUGCUUCAGAUUUUGGCUCCUGCUUAUUCCCCAUUAGGCCUUAUAUUCUGCUUUAGAGCAAUCACCGAGGCAAACCUUGUCAAACAAGAAGGAUCAGAAUUCUGAGGGUGGUCAGAAAAGCAACUUGGGAUGUCUAAAUUUGUUAUGUGCAUAUGAUGUUGGGGAGCUUAUGUAUUUUGUUUAUCCCAUUUGAACUUUACUACCAUAUAGCUUGUUUUUCCUGAUGUGCAUUAUUUUAUGUAUGUAAUAACUAUAUAUAAAAUUUAGAUGCGUUUUUUGAACAUCCAGCGCUUGUUGCGUAGAUGCUAUGAUACAAAGUGUAAUGAUGAUAUUGCAUUUCUUGAGGUGUUUGGGAAUUA
Coffea eugenioides is the source of this 1609-nucleotide messenger RNA. Its product is annotated as nuclear transcription factor Y subunit C-3-like. Gene Ontology annotation, molecular function: protein heterodimerization activity; DNA-binding transcription activator activity, RNA polymerase II-specific; DNA binding. Gene Ontology annotation, biological process: regulation of DNA-templated transcription. Bases 336 to 1118 code for a protein of 260 amino acids. NCBI's taxonomy places the organism in Eukaryota, Viridiplantae, Streptophyta, Magnoliopsida, Gentianales, Rubiaceae. The record is from RefSeq and is a predicted model, not a curated record. The transcript is spliced from 2 exons. Gene Ontology annotation, cellular component: nucleus.